CCUCUUUUCUUUUCUUCUCCUCUUCCCCUCUUACCCAACUCACCUCUCCCACUUUCCUUCCUCAUUUCCUCACUUCCCCACUUCCUCUCUCGAUCCUAGUCGCUCCAUCCGAAAGUCUUCUUUCUCAACGCAAACCAUUCUUGACAAGUCUCUCCACCCAAAACAACCACACCUCCUCUCCAACCACACACCACAAACCACCACACUCUCUUCAAUAAUGGCUUCCACUCUCGAUAUGUCCCUUGAUGACAUCAUCAAGACCAAGAGGACCACCCGCAGCAGAGCAGCCCCCAGCCGUGGCCGCGCCACCGGUCCCGUUCGUAACCCUCGCCAGAGCCGUGACAAACGCCCCUACCAGUCCGGUGUGCAACAGUACAAGGCCGCACCCGUUGCUCCACUUCACACCUCAGUCAUCCGUCAGAGCGUCCCCGAUGGAUCCAAGAUGCAAGUCUCGAACCUCGACCUCAGGGUCACGGCCGAGGACCUGAAGCUCGUCUUUUCCACCCGAGUCGGACCUCUCAAGAAGUGCACGUUGAUGUACGAUCAGAAUGGAAAGUCUUCCGGCACAGCUCUCGUUCACUUUAACCGUGUUGGCGAUGCUGCCGUGGCCAUGCAGAAGUUUAAUGGCGUUCCUCUCGAUGGUCGCCCCAUGAAGAUUGAGUUAAUUGUCGCCCCUGGCGCUGUCCAGGCCGUCCUCCCAACCGCGCAAGCACCAAGAGCCGCUUCGGGCAACCAAGGACAGCAGCAACGCGGUCAGGGGCAGCAGCGCGGUCAGGGACAACAGCAGCGCGGUCAGGGACCUAGCCGCGGUCGUGGUGGACGUGGACGUGGUCGUGGUGGUCGCCAGGGAGGCGAGAGGAAGGAAACCAAGACGGCAGACCAGUUGGAUGCAGAGAUGACCGACUAUAUGCAGGUGGACGCCUAAUUGCAAACUUAUAGGGCCAUCAUCCUUUUACGCAUACACGGAAACAGUUGGAUAUUAGGAUCUUUUUUUUUCUUUCGCUUUCUUUUACGAUAUGAUACGGCGCCAUCGAUGCCUUUGCUUUAGUAACCGACAUGUAACAAUACCAAAACACAAAAAAAUAUAUUAUGUAUGCCUUUUGCAACCC
Gamsiella multidivaricata is the source of this 1109-nucleotide messenger RNA. RefSeq lists its product as uncharacterized. Gene Ontology annotation, molecular function: mRNA binding. Gene Ontology annotation, cellular component: nucleus. The transcript has 5 exons. The record is from RefSeq and is a predicted model, not a curated record. Lineage: Eukaryota; Fungi; Mortierellomycota; Mortierellomycetes; Mortierellales; Mortierellaceae. Bases 218 to 925 code for a protein of 235 amino acids. Gene Ontology annotation, biological process: mRNA export from nucleus.